Molecule: messenger RNA, 2380 nt
Organism: Aphis gossypii (cotton aphid)
Lineage: Eukaryota; Metazoa; Arthropoda; Insecta; Hemiptera; Aphididae
Gene: RtGEF
Product: rho guanine nucleotide exchange factor 7
Exons: 11
Coding region: 301-1728 (475 amino acids)
Molecular function (GO): protein binding; guanyl-nucleotide exchange factor activity
Source: RefSeq, a predicted model, not a curated record
CUAAAUAUUUUAAAUUUUAAUCCACCUGUUUGCAACAAAUAAAAAAUAAUUUAUUAUUUGUUACUUAAUACUUAUAUUCUUUAAAAUAAUUUUGAAUUGUGAAUUUUUGUUUUAUUAGUUAUUUGAAUAUAAAGUAUCGUAAUAAAAUUACCUAAAUUAUGUCGCAAAUACUUAAACAUCAAGUCAUGAAGUUUAAUUUAUGUUUAAGUUUUAUUAGUCUACAUAUUUAGUGUAAACAGUAUAUGUUAUUAAGUUUAAGAAUUUAUUGAUGGUUCAUGAAGUUUUUAUAGUGAAUUUAAAAUGACUUCUAAUGAGCCACUACUCGUACAAGCUGUAUAUUCGUUUAAAGGAAAAAAUAAUGACGAGCUCUGUUUGAAAAAAGGUGAUAUUGUAAUUGUCACUCAAAAAGAAGAUGGUGGCUGGUGGGAAGGAACUCUUAAAGAAAAAACUGGUUGGUUUCCAUCAAAUUAUGUUAGAGAAUAUAAACCACAAGUGGAAAAUACUACAAACAAUAAAGUGCCAAAUAUACCGAUUGAUUUAACAGAGCAGUUAAGAGCUAACCGAGCUGUAGUAGUCAUGGAUAUUGUGGAAUCUGAAAGAGCACAUGUCACUGAAUUGAAGACACUUAUCCAGAGUUUUUUGAUUCCUUUAAAAAACUCAAAUAUAAUGACUAUUGAAGAAUAUAACCAAUUAGUAAAUAAUAUUGAAGAAGUUUCGAAAACUCAUGAAGAACUUCUGAAAUCAUUAGAACAAGUCUCUGGAUUACCGCAGUCUGAUCAAAGAAUUGGUAAACUGUUUCUAAACAAAGCAUCUUUUAUACGGACUGUACAUUUGCAAUACUGCGCUUCUCAUCCCAGAGCAGUUAAUAUCAUUGAUAAAUACAAAGAUGAAUUAAAUCAAAUAAUGGAAACACAGGGUGCAGUUAGUCCUGGAAUUUUAGUGCUGACUGUGUCAUUAAGCAAACCAUUUCGAAGAUUAGACAAGUAUAGUGGGAUGCUCCAAGAACUGGAAAGACAUCUUGAAGAAAGUCAUGUUGAUAGAGGAGAUACUCAGCGAUCCAUAAGCAUUUAUAAAGAAAUUGCGAGUGUAUGCUUAUCAACAAGAAAACAAAAAGAAUUGGAAUUAUCUAUAUUAAGUGGAGUUGUACAAGGAUGGGAAGGCACUGAUGCAUUAAGUUUAGGUGAUGCAAUUAAAAUUGGUUCUGUUGCAUUUGGCUCUGAGCAUAAAGAUAGAUAUUUAAUGUUAUUUUCUACUCAUCUGGUUAUUUUAUCAGUAUCCCAAAGACUAAGUUCGUUUAUAUAUGAAGGUAAAUUACCAUUAAGUGGAAUUUAUGUCAAAAAAUUAGAUAAUAAUGGUGCCAUAAAAAAUGCUUUUGAAAUAUCUGGUCCUUUAAUUGAUCGCAUUGUUGCUGUUUGUCAGUCCAAAGAAGAGCAAAUUGAUUGGAUACAAAAAAUUAACAAGCAAUUAGGAAAUAAGUGUGCCACUAAUACUACAUCUAGUAAAUCAAUCGAAAAAAGUAAUAGAUUUGCUUGGGAUGUGACAAGACUUAGACCCAUUCCACCACUUCAAUUUUAUCAUAACAUCAAUGAAAAAAAUAUCUGUGUAACUAAAAGAUCUGAAAGAACAUUUGAAGAUGAUGGGAAAGUCUUGAGAGUAUUUGAAGCAUUUUGUUCAAAUACAAAAUCACGACAUGCCAGUUCAGGUGAUCAUUCUUUGUUAUUGUUGUAAAUUAUUAAAAAAAUAGUUAAAUAUACCUAAAUAUAAAUAUAUUAUAAUUUCUGCACAAUUAAUGAUUCUGUAAGGCUGUGAAUAACUUUUUUUAGGCAUUAAAUAGUAUUAUGUUAAAUUAUUAUUACUGAUAUUUUAAUAAUAUAAUACUAAACAUCUUUUUCUUGUUUAUUAAAAUGUUGAAAAUUAUUGCUUGGUAAUAAUAUUAUUGUACUUAAUGGAUGAAUCAAUUUGUUUUUAUUUAUUUAUUUAUUAUUAUUAUUAUUACCCUGUACAAAAUUAUAAUCAAAAAAUGUAUUUUGAUGUGAAUAAAUAUUAAAUUCGGAAGUAGUUAGAUAAAAUUUUACUGUUGCAUGUGUUACAUUAAACUAUUGAAAAAAAAAAUGUAAAUUUAUUACAGUAUUGCAUUGCUGGAAUUUAAUUUGAAAAUCUGCCAUUGAAUGUUACUUCCCAGACAUUAGGUAAAUCCAAAAGGACUUAAAUACAAUUAGUUAAUAAAUAUGUUAAAUUAUAGUCUUAUACUAUAUUGUACAUUUUUAUAAAUUGUUUAAAUAAUUAAAUAUAUAUCUGUAUUAUAAUGAAUUUAUUUUAUUUAAUUUAUAAAAUCAUCAUGUUAUAUUUUUAAACAAAAUUAUACAAAUAACAUUUUUAA